AUGCUUUUAAUAUCAGCUGCAGGAGAGUCCACCACCAUCAUCAUCAUCAUCAUCAUCAUCAUCAUCACCACCAUCACCAUCAUCAUCAUCAUCGUCAUCAUCACCGUCAUCACCGUCAUCGUCAUCAUCACCGUCAUCAUCACCGUCAUCGUCAUCAUCAUCACCAUCGUCAUCAUCACCAUCGUCAUCAUCACCAUCACCAUCGUCAUCAUCACCUUCAUCAUCACCACCGUCAUCAUCACCGUCAUCAUCACCGUCAUCAUCACAGUCAUCAUCACCAUCGUCAUCAUCACCAUCGUCAUCAUCACCAUCGUCAUCAUCACCUUCAUCAUCACCAUCGUCAUCACCAUCGUCAUCACCAUCGUCAUCAUCACCGUCAUCAUCACCAUUGUCAUCAUCAUCACCAUCGUCACCAUCGUCAUCAUCACCAUCGUCAUCAUCACCAUCAUCACCGUCAUCGUCACCAUCAUCAUCGUCAUCGUCACCAUCAUCAUCGUCAUCGUCACCAUCAUCAUCGUCAUCAUCAUCACCGUCACCAUCGUCAUCAUCAUCACCGUCACCAUCACCAUCACCAUCAUCGUCAUCAUCAUCACCAUCGUCAUCAUCACCAUCGUCGUCAUCAUCAUCAUCAUCACCAUCGUCAUCAUCACCAUCAUCAUCAUCAUCAUCGUCACCAUCAUCACCAUCACCAUCGUCACCAUCAUCACCAUCACCAUCAUCACCACCAUCAUCAUCAUCAUCACCACCACCAUCUUCAUCAACACCACCACCAUCAUCAUCAUCAUUUCAUGGUUUAUAUUCCGAUGA
This is a messenger RNA of Knipowitschia caucasica, 807 nucleotides long. The record is from the annotation of a GenBank genome assembly. NCBI's taxonomy places the organism in Eukaryota, Metazoa, Chordata, Actinopteri, Gobiiformes, Gobiidae.